AGUGAAACAGUUGAUAGUUUGAGUGAGUAGUGUAGUUACUUGGGUCUCUAGUUUGUCACGUCCACUGCUUAAGCAGUUGUAUUAGGAACAAAUUAGUAUAUACUGUACUUUAAUUACCUCAUAAUGACCUUCUUCUCCAUGCAUCUCUUCGCUUCAACUCCAUAACACCCAUGCCUCCACACUCACCGUCACCGUCACCGUCACCGUCGACGAAAAAUGUUAACAACACUUCACUAGCCACUCCUAAACCGCCGCCAACCGUCGUUAACUUCUCACAUUCACCACUAUCGCCGUCGCCGUCGCCGUCGCCGUUUCCAUCAUCGUCGGGGGACGCAAAGUUAAAGCCAAUAAUUGAUGAUAAAGUGGUGAUAUAUCCACCGCCGCGAGCGAUGUUUAGUCCGCCGUUAGCGACGCCGAUUCCGGUAGUUUUAUCACCACCGCCGCCAGUAACAGCGUUACUGUAUCCUGUGAAUGAAACUUCGCAUAUUAAAGUUCAAUCGGCGUCGUCGUCGUCAAGUACAUCAAUUGGAGCUGUAGUUGGAAUUUCUGUAGGUGUUACUGGAGCUUUCUUCAUUGUCGCUGUUAUUAUAUUCUUCGUUUGUUACAGGAAUAAGAUGCGAAGUGGAAAGUUACAUGAUCAUGAAACUCCACGGUCAAAAGUUGAUUCAUCAGAUGACCUGUACCAUGUUCUGCGUCAAAGUUUUAAACAGCAAAAUGUAGUGAAUGGUUCUCCUGUUUCCCCAAAGGAAGUGACACCAUUCCGCCCACUUCACUGCUUUGACAAUAAUGCUCAUUCCAAUUCCCCCAAUUUGGACGCUGACAAUCAUUUUUCAUCAAAAGACCACAUAGUGGCUUUAGCUGUUUCGGGUGGCCAUUUCACAUAUGAAGAGCUGUGGUCAGCAACUAGUGGAUUCUCUACGUCCAACCUUCUAGGUGAAGGUGGAUUUGGGUAUGUACACAAAGGAGUCCUCCCAACAGGAAGAGAGAUUGCAGUUAAACAGUUGAAGGUUGGUAGCCAUCAAGGGGAGCGUGAAUUUCAAGCAGAAGUAGAGACUGUUAGCCGAGUGCAUCACAAACAUCUUGUGUCUUUGGUUGGAUACUGCAUGACUGGAAUAAAGAGGUUGCUUGUUUACGAGUUUGUCUCCAACAGGACCUUAGAGUAUCAUUUACAUGAGGCAGCGCUAUCCUGUAUGGAAUGGGCAUCUAGGAUAAAAAUUGCUAUAGGGUCAGCCAAAGGAUUGGCCUAUCUGCAUGAAGACUGUAACCCCACUAUCAUUCAUCGUGAUAUCAAGGCAGCUAAUAUUCUUCUUGAUUCUAACUUCGAAGCUAAGGUUGCAGACUUUGGACUAGCCAAGUUGUUAUCUGAUUCAAACCAUCACAAUAAGCAUGUCUCCACUAGAGUGGUGGGAACUUUUGGGUAUCUGGCCCCAGAAUAUGCACAGAGUGGGAAGGCCUCGGAUAAGUCGGACAUCUUUUCCUUUGGAGUCAUGCUUCUGGAGUUAAUUACAGGGCGCCCACCUAUAAUCUCAACCGAAUCCUCCGCAUGCAGCAGCUUGGCCACAUGGGCAUGGCCUUUGCUUAGAAGAGUGUUGGACGAUGGAAAGUUUGACACACUAGUGGAUCCAUGUUUGGGAAAAAAUUACAACAGUGAAGAGAUGGCUAACAUGGUUGCUUGUGCUGCUGCUUGUGUGCGUCAUUCGGCGUGGAGAAGACCCCGAAUGAGUCAGGUAGUUCGAGCUUUAGAAGGCAAUGCCUCUAUCCUGGACUUUGAUGAGGAAAACAGACCAGGACAGAGUACCAUUUGUGACUUUGAUUACGAUGGAAGCAAGUUUUUUAAGAACUUAAAGAAAUCCAGCACAAACCUUUGAAAUCAAAAGAAGAAAUGUUAAUACCAGCACAUACUGUAUCAACUAUGCACCGAGGCUUUCGUGGCACUACACCAGCCAAGAUGAAGUGAUGUCAGACGUGAAUGAAGCUCUUUUUAUCUUUUUUUCUUCUUUCUUUUCACUGGUGUAUAUAAUAAAUCUAGGGUGUUCAGGAUAGAAUAUAUUGUCAUUAUCAUCAGAGUUUUGUCUCACUUAGUAAUGAUACUUCUGAGACGCCGAUUGAUUGUUAUUAGUUAUUUGGAAGUGCAAAGAGAGAAGAAGAAGAAGGAAUUGGCAUGAGAUAUUCGGGAUAUCACCAAGUAAAAGCUCCAUGUGUAAGACGCUAGUACAGAUAUAUAGACUUCUUCCCCUCUUC
Molecule: messenger RNA, 2241 nt
Organism: Capsicum annuum
Lineage: Eukaryota; Viridiplantae; Streptophyta; Magnoliopsida; Solanales; Solanaceae
Product: proline-rich receptor-like protein kinase PERK1
Exons: 8
Coding region: 171-1868 (565 amino acids)
Biological process (GO): protein phosphorylation
Molecular function (GO): protein kinase activity; ATP binding
Source: RefSeq, a predicted model, not a curated record